AAAAUUAUCAGCAAGCAAUCUUUAAUUGAAUAAAUAAAUAUAAACAAAGAUUUAUUUUUUAAUAGCUCUAAAAACAAUAAUUAUUAUCAUAAAUUAGUAAAUUAGUUAGGGAAAAUGGCAUAGAUGUUAAAUAAGGGGAUAGAGGAUGUUUAUAAGUUUAAGAAAGAAAUUAAAAUCACAAACUUUAAAAUCAAUGCUAUGGAUGAAAGCAAUAACAAUCUUUAUUUAGGUGAUUAGAAUGGAAAGCUUUACAAAUACACAAUUUACAGAAAAUCUACAGAAUUCUUAUCAGAAAAUCCAACUAUUUCUAAAUAACUUUGCAAUCAAAAAAUUGAUUUGAUAAAAGCACUUCCAUUUGGUAAAGAUCUGCUAGUAAUUGCGAAUUCAUAAUUAUUUCACGUUGAUGGAGAUUCUUUGCAAACUAAGUAGUAGAUUAAUGUUGGAAGUAUAGUGAAUUUAUAUUUAAAUGAAGCAAGCACUCACAAAAAUGAGGUUCUGGUUUAAUUGAAAAACAACAAAUUAAUCAUAUUAGAGUUUAAUAUUAACACAGGAGAAUUCGUUUCAGAAAAGUAACCAAUUUUAUCUUUAUCAGACACUCCAUUAACAGUAGCUUUUCUAGCCAAUAUGAUUUACUAUGGUACUAAAAAAGAAUAUUUUCGUAUUGACUUAAACAAAAAAACUGCCCCUGAUUCACUACCCUCGAUGAAUAUUGCUUUUUCACCCUAAAUAAAAGUCACAGAUAAUGAUGAACUUUUGAUCUUAGUCACUAACAAUAACACAGGCUUAUUGAUUGGAAGAGAUUGCAAUUUAAAACCUAGAGCAACAUUUGAACCUUUGGUAAGGCCUAUUGUGUAGAUCUAAGUAUAGAAGCCAUACUUGAUUAUAUUGUAUGAGAAUUGCUUUUAAAUAUUUAAUAUGCAAGAUUCCAAAAAAAUGUAAGAAACAGAAAUUUAAUUAGGACCUGCUAAAAGAAUCAUAGCUUCUUAGGGAAAUAUUAUUUAUGCCACUCAACAAAAGUUAGUUAUGUUAGAAGAAAUUCCUUUUGAGACUAGAAUUAAUGAAUGCUUUAAAUCUUGUAAAAUUGAAGAAGCGAUGGCUAUUUUCUCCCAGUCAGUAACAAAGGACAAUCCUUCUUACAAAGAUAAAGAGGAAGCUUUCAAUAUUGAUGCUGCUUGGAAUCUUUUGUAAGUUGGAAAGUUUAGAGAAGCCUCAGCUAGAUUUGAAAAUAGAGAUUCUAUGACCUAUAUCAGAGAUUUUGAUAUUAGAGAGCUUUUAGCUUUGUUUAGAGAUUUGAUUCCAACUGAUAUGUUGGGCAAAAUUACUUUUGACAACCUUAAAAACAUAUAAGUUAUCAUAGGAAGAUAAUAAGAUCAAUAAGUGAAGGAAUUUAUGGAGAGAGAAGCUUAUGAAAUGCUGGUCAAUAUAUUAGAAAGAAUGAGAAUAAAAUAUAGUAAGCCUCAAUACAAAUAAUUUGCAAACCAGAAAAUGACUUAUAAUAUUUCAUAGUAUACUUUGGUUAGACAAGAAAAGGACUUAGAGCUUUCAGAGUUAUAAAAAUUGAUAGAUUUUGCUUUGAUUAAAGUUUGUUUAAAGAGAAAAGAGUAUUCCAAAAAGCUUUGUGAUCUAUUUAGAGGAAAAGAACCUAUUAACUGCAAGUAUUAUUAUGAUGAAAUUCAUAAGGCUUUAUUAGCUGAUUAAAUAGAUUAGAAAGACCCUUAAAUUAUAGCCUUUUUCUAUGAAAAGUUUGAUAGAAUCAAAGAUGCUUUAGAAAGAUGGAAAAUUAUAGGUUCUUAAAUGUAAUCAAAAUAUGAAACUCCAUGUAAAGAAACAAUAAGAAUUCUUCUUGAAUAAGAAGACAGCAAGAGAAUUAUAGAAUACUUACCUUGGGUUAUUAAAAAAAAUUAUGAUUUUGCUAGAUAAUUCUUUAAAGAUGUUAAGGAAAGUGUGAUGCCUCCAGAAUAAAUGCUUAAUUUAAUCAGCGACGGAAUAUAUUAACCUAAUGAAUAUAGUCUAGCAGAUAAACUAGCAGAAAUUUAUUUGGAAAUUAUUAUCACUUAAAAAAAAGUUGCAGAAAGUCGUUUCCACAACAAAUUGGCUAUAAUUUAUAUUAACAAUUUGUUUAAUAUAAUUCCUAAAGAUACAAAAUUCGAAGCUGCAAGGUUAACAGAAAGUGGAAAAAAAAUAUACGAAAAAUUUAAAGCUUUUUACACUGACCCUAAUUCAAACUAUGAACCUUCUUUCCUUCUUGAAAAAGUACAAAACAGUUGGUUGAUUUAAGAAGAAAUUUACUUUUGUGGAAAGAGCAAGAAACAUAUAGAAGCUUUGAGGAAGUUGAUUGUUGAUUUGAAUAGCCACUCAGAAGCUGAAAACUAUUGCUUAUAAAAUAAUGAUAUGACUUUAACAACUAUGUUCCAUAUUUAUAUGGAUAUCUAUUUAUCAGCUAAAGAUUUGCUAUUAAACAAAGAUAAGGUUGAUAUCACUAAGAGAGAAGAAUUUACUAAUUUCCAUUAGACAUGGCUGAACAGAAUUAAUAUAUUUUUGAAAAAGUAUAGCACUCACCCAUAAUUAGAUACUCUAGAAGUAUUAAAGAGGAUUCCUGAUGACUGGGUGCUUUAAGAAUUUACCAGCCAAAGUUCUGGUGAAAGUUUCACAGCAAAUGAUGGAUUAUACAGUUUCUUAACUUAAACUAUUUCUUCUUCUCUUCACAAUAGAAGAUAAGUAAGCUGUGCUAAAAAUUUAAGUGAAAUGGAUUUGUAAAAUGUAAAGUAUAAUUUAACCAAUGCAAAAAAGGCAUAUGUAAGAAUAUCAGAAGAAAAGAAAUGUGCUAUUUGUCAUAAAUCAAUAGGUGAUAAAACAGUAUGUGUUUAUCCAAAUGCUGUUGUUGCAGACUAAAAAUGUGUUAGCAACGGUUAAUCAUUAACAAUUUGUCCUUUAACUAAUCAAGACUUUGAAAAAACAUUUAGAGGAUGAAAUAAACACUCUUUAUCAAGCAAUAAAUUCUGUUUAAUCUUUUAUAAAUUAUAACAAAUAAUAACCAAAUUAAUUAAUUCUAUGUAUUUUUAUUAAUUAUUUGAUUAAAAUAUGAUAAUAUUUAUUGCAAAAAUCAAAAUUAUUUCAUUCUGAGUCAAAA
Tetrahymena thermophila SB210 is the source of this 3130-nucleotide messenger RNA. RefSeq names its product transforming growth factor-beta receptor-associated protein, putative. Lineage: Eukaryota; Ciliophora; Oligohymenophorea; Hymenostomatida; Tetrahymenidae. Gene Ontology annotation, biological process: endosomal vesicle fusion; vesicle-mediated transport; autophagy. Gene Ontology annotation, cellular component: membrane; cytoplasm. The transcript has 6 exons. The record is from RefSeq and is a predicted model, not a curated record.